AUGGUAGAAGCACUGGAAUCAGAGUCUCGUUUCGAAUUUCGAGAUGAUAAGAUCAAAUAUCCUGCUAUUGUUUUUGCCCGCAAAUGGAGCUUUGACUUCAAUUUUAUCACCUCUGCAUCUGACGAAUACAGCCACGAUUUAUCCAAGCGGGAGCUUUUACGCUUGAUCACAGAUCUUAAAUUGGAUGACCAGGCAAGCAGAAUUUAUCCGCCAUUCUAUCAUGAUACAGAGCGUGGACCAGAAGAGAUAUGGCUAUGGUCCCAGCGGAAGGUGGUUUGGGAUGACUCUUAUUCGUUGCGUGACGUAGUAAACGACCUACACAAUGAUAUCUUACGGCGCCAGGCCUAUGUCAUGUGGGACCGAUCUCGACUUGAUAUAGCUGAAAUCAUACGUCCUCUGCCUGAUGAUUUUCCAAACAGCUUUAUGGGGGAAUUUGAUAGUUAUACUGAACUUUCAAACUCUGAUGAUGAUGAAGACUAA
Molecule: messenger RNA, 480 nt
Organism: Penicillium cosmopolitanum
Lineage: Eukaryota; Fungi; Ascomycota; Eurotiomycetes; Eurotiales; Aspergillaceae
Exons: 1
Coding region: 1-480 (159 amino acids)
Source: RefSeq, a predicted model, not a curated record